This is a messenger RNA of Caenorhabditis angaria, 2224 nucleotides long. The record is from the annotation of a GenBank genome assembly. NCBI's taxonomy places the organism in Eukaryota, Metazoa, Nematoda, Chromadorea, Rhabditida, Rhabditidae.
AUGAGAAUGAUCCAGGAAUAUAUAAGUACACUUGAAUUUCGAUACAAUUGGAGUUUCCAUUGUAAAUUCAAAAUGUCUGUCAAAAAACAAUUGAAUUUACAAGGAAUACGCGGAAUUGCAAUUCUAGCAGUCUUGGGAUUUCAUUUCUUUCCAAAUUAUUUUCCAAAUGGAUAUUUGGGAGUUGAUCAGUAAGUUUACAUUUUUGAAGAUUAUUUGAAAAAAACAAAAAAUAAUUUCAGGUUUUUUGUGUUAUCUGGAUUUUUGAUGUGUAUGUUGUUGACAAAAACUGAAAAAUUACCAAAAUUUGAAAUGAUAUCAAAUUUUUAUAUUCGUCGAUUUAAAAGAAUUUUACCAUUAUAUCAAUUAAUAAUAUUUGUUUCAUUAAUUGCAUUAUAUUUAAUAUUUCCUGAUACAACAAUUGAAAUUAAUAUAAAUUCAGCAAAAAGAGCAAUAAUAUUUAUAUCAAAUCAGUUAAAAACAUUAGAAGAUGAUUAUUUUGAAAAAUUAAAUAUGGCAAUUGAUAUAUUUACACAUACUUGGUCACUUUCUGUUGAAAUUCAAUUUUAUUUAAUUGUUCCAUUUUUAUUUUUAUUACCAUUUCGAAUAAUAUCAUUAACAAUUAUAUCAAUUAUAAGUUUAUUUUAUUUUUAUAUUUUACCAUCUGAUAUUGCUUUUCUCAAUGUUUUUGCAAGAAUUUGGCAAUUUUUAAUUGGUAUGAUUGCUUUUAUUAUUCAUCAAAAUAUAUCAACUGAAUAUCAAUUGGAAAAACGACAAUCAUUAUCGGUUUAUGUAAACGAAUCAGAACAAUUAAAAUGUAGCACUAAUUAUGCAAUUUUUAUUAGAAUGAUGAUUAUACAAAUGAUAUUGGUUGUAUCUUUCCCAAUCACGAUUAGAGCUGUUAUUUCAAGGUGAAUUAUUUUGUGAUAGUUAAAAAAUCUAAAAAUAAUUUUUCAGACCAUUAAUUACAGUAAUGACUGGAAUAAUUUUGAUAUUUUCUAAAAGAGAUGAUAUAAUAUUAUCAAAUAAAAUAUUAGCAUAUAUUGGUGAUAUUUCAUAUUCAUUAUAUUUAAUACAUUGGCCAAUAUCUUCAUAUUGUAAAAUAACUGGAAUGUCUAAUUAUGCUAUAUUAUUUUUAUUUCUCGCUGUUGUUGUUUCAAUGUUAAUUUAUGAGAGUUUUGAGAAAUGGUAUACAAAAGAGUCAAAUAUUGUUAUACUUAUUUUAACUAUUUCCUUAUUCUUUAUGAAUCUCGGAAUAUUAAAUAAUCAAUUAUUCAUUGAAAAUAAUUCUGAAGGAUCAGUAACAAAUAUUUCGGAAUUGGCCGGUUCUGCAACACAGGAAGAUAUUGCAAGAUUGAACCAUCAAUGGGAAUUAGAUGAUCAGAAAAAUUUAAAAUUUCAAUUUGACAACAUUUUUGGAUGGUUUCCGUACACAGGAUUGAAUCAGAACAACACUUUGAGAAUAUUUUCAUUUGGGAAUAGCUGGACAGUAAAUCAUGCAAAAGUUAUGUAUUCCGAAUGUGGACCGAGAGUGAAAGAGUUUAUGAGAGGUGCAAUAAGUGGUAAGUCGUUUUUCGAAAAGAUGAAAAUAAUCAAUGUGAAUAAUUUGAGGUUGCGAACCGUUAUAUAAGUUUCCAACUGAAUACAGAAAAUGUCCCGAAUUUUUGAUAGAAGUUCAACAACAUUUGGGAGUAUUUAAACCAGAUUAUGCAUUUCAUAUAACACGAUCAAUUAAUAUCGGUAACAAUUAUACAGAUGAUUUUGAAAAUGAUCCAGUUUAUCAAUCAAUUUUAAACGAAACGAGAUAUUUGGUCAAAAACAUCAAAAAAAAAUUAUUCAUUUUGAAUUCAAUUCCAUCAAUUGAUCGGGAAGCUCUAGACCAUUUGUCAGAAAACUUAAUGAAUAAUGUACCAAAAGAGGAAAUCGAUGUAAGUUUUUCAAUACCGAUAUUUGGAAAACAAUUCAUAUACUUCAGAAAAAACUGUACAUGGGUUAUGAUCAACACGUGGCAGCCUCUAAAAGAUAUACGCAAUUAGUGAAAGAUUGUGGUUCAAAAUGCGAACUUAUCGAUUAUUAUGAUUUGUUUCAUCCAAAUGGUAUAAAAACCUAUAGAUAUUAUGACGAUAAUGGUCUUUCAUAUUUGACUGGUGGAACUCACUUGACUCCUUGGGGUUACGAAUUUGUUAAACCGUUUUGGAGAGAUUUUUGUAAUAAAAACCUCGUAUAA